GCCAGGGCGAUUACUGGACUCACAGGAGCCCUGGGAUGGCACUGACUCAACCAGCCACCUCCUAGAGAGCGUGACACCAUCAUGGAGCCUGAGGACUUGCCUUGGCCGGGCGAGCUCGAGGAGGAGGAGGAGGAGGAGGAAGAGGAGGCGGGAGAGGAGGAGGAGGAGGAGGUACAGGAGGAGAAGGAAGAAGUGGAGAAGCCGGAGAACUUGGAUGAGGAUGAGGUGGUAACUGUGGAGGACGAGGAGGUAGAGGAAAGGCGGGAACUGGACGCGGACUUUAACUACGAGAGCCAGCCUCGGGAAAGUACCGAUGAAGAGGAGGACGAGGAGGCCAAAGCCUGGCUGCAGGCGCACCCCGGCGGGACCUUGCCUCCGUCGUCUCUGCCCAAGCACCGCUACUCCGAGAGUGAGCCGACCACCCCGGAGAAGGUUGUUCCAUUGACCAGUCAUGUAUGGCAGCAGUCAUAUCAAGACAAGAACAGAACACCUAUUUCCGAUUCUAAUGUGGUCUCUCUGGAAGAAACAGCUCAGUGGGACUCUGAGGAUGAUCAGAAAACAGAAUCUUGGCAUUUUCUUCCUCAAGAAAUCGACUCUUCCUACACCUCGGAUACAACCCAGACCAGGUUUAAAGUGAGAGAGGAAGGGAAAGAAAUGACAGACUUCCCCUCUGUGGAGGAAGGUAUAUUGACCCAAUCAGAAAAUCAAGUAAAGGAACCCAACAGAGAUCUCUUUUGUUCUUCAUUGCUAGUCAUACAGGACAGCUUUGCUUCUCCUGAUUUGCCUUUGCUGACAUGUUUGACACAAGACCGAGAGUUUGGGCUUGACUCCUUAUUUCACCAAAGUGAACUAGAUUUUGCGCCUCUGAGGGUGAUUCCUGGUAAGUCUGAAGACACAGAAUGGUUUUCUCGACCGUCGGAAGUUAGUGAGGCUUUAUUCCAGGCAGCCUCAGAAGUAGCUUCAGACGUAGUUAAUAGUCAUUUUAAUAUACCUCAGCACACACUUAUAGGGAGUACAGCUCUUGAGUCACAGGGCUCUUUUUUAUAUCCUGAACAAGGAACCAAAGAAGAGACUGUUUCAUCUGGUGCAGCUGAUGAACUGAAAACCCCCAAAGACUCUGAUAGUUAUGAUGCUCUUUGUUCACACAUGUCAUGGAAGACACAAGAAGUUACACAGGAGCCAGAAACCACUUUAGCUAAUAAAGAUCAACUUUCUUUUUCAACUUCAUCUGAUACAAGUGAGGAGGAAUAUGUAACUACUAAAGAAAGAGACCGUUUUGAUGCUUCUUGUUUAUAUGUGCAGUAUUGGACACAAGAAGCUUUACAGCAGUCAGAAAAACAUUUAACCAGUAAAGACCAUGAUUCUUGUUCAGAUUCAUCUGACACAAUUGAUAAAAAUAAAAUUUCUGAAGGAAUUGGCAAUUUUAGUGCCCCCCUUUCAUGUAUGCCACGGAGCGAACAGGGAGCUUCACACCAUCCAGAAACAUGUGCAGUCAGUAAGGAUCAUGUUUCUUUUCCACAUGAAGUUGCUUCUUAUUGUAAUAAUAAAAUGUCAUAUUCUUUCUUGCAUUGCUUGUUGGAAAGGAGAGGAAAAAGUGUUCCCUUGAUGUCUGAUAGUCAUUAUUUUGAGAGGGUUUAUUUAAGGGCUCCUGCUGAGAAUGAGGUAAAACAAAAUAUGGUUUCUUUGGAGGGUUAUGAAAGAAAUGAAGAAGGUCUGGGGAAAGAAUUAUCUCAAAGUUUUGAACUAAAGGAAAAUAGCAGCACUUUAGUAUUUUUGAAGUUGUGUCCCAGUUCUUCAGAAGUACAGUAUAUUGAGAAUGUUGUAGUUCCUGACGAUUCUGUAAAAGUUUCAGAAACACAUAUAUUCUCCAGGGAAAAUGAUAUCUCUAAGGUAGAGACUUCUGGUGGUCCUCUUCAGACUAUUACAUCCAGCUUGGAUGAGACAUCAGAACAACUGUAUUUUCAAGAGGAACGAAACCAAAAGGCAAGUGCUGCUUUUGGUGGGAAAAAUGUUAAUGCUACUGAAAAUGUAGCCUUUGAGGCAGUUAUUGCCUCUAUUGAGCCUUCCAAGAAAGAGAAUACAGGAAACGAAAUCCAGACUGACUUCACUAAAUCUUUAACAAAUUAUAGCCAAGGUAGUGAACCAAAAAAUUCAGAUCUUUUCUUGUUAAAUUACAAUGAUGCCAACUCUUUCUUUGAUAAAUUUAGUCAUCCACACUGUCAGUCUACUCCUGGGGUGUUUGAACCAGCAGCUUCAAAACCAUUGUUGCAUAAAAAUGAUGAUGAUGUUAGCUCCAUGUACUGGCAUAACAAUGCAAAAUUACUCCCCGGUGUUCCUCAGGAAAUGUUUAUUAGGCCACUCUCUUCUACUCCUUUAAGUGAAAAAUCUCACAGCCAGGUUGUUGGUCUUUGCAAAACACAAAGCCCUCUAUUUCAGUGUGGUGUAGACAAUGAACCAUUUCUUCCCGUUGCAGAGAAGGCAGAAUCUUCAAACAUUACUUACCCACUGAAAGUAUCGGCUUCAGAUUCUUUGUUUUUGCAAGAUUUAAAGCAGCAAACCUUUGAAGAAGUUGCAGAUUCUUCAAACUAUACUUUGGAAGGCCUGCAGGGGAAGUCUGAGUCUGACAGUACUCUGGGUGAUGAGACUGAAUGCUGUAGCCUAGAUGAAAAUGCUGUUGUAUGCAGUAAAAGAUCUACUGAGCUACAAAGAGAGAUGUGUGACCAAGGUGACUUGAGUGGUGAGUGCAUUGAGGUAACAUGUUUAGAAAAUUUGCUUGAUGAUCUAGAGAUUUGUGACAGCUCCUUGCCCUGGGAAUCUGCUUUACAACAACCAUCCAAGGAAGAGAGCAGUUUUGAAGAGCCUGUUGGUCAUUCUGAUAUGGAUAUUAAUCAGUCUUUUGCAUCUGUAUUGCCUUCAUUUGUUCCUCAUGAGCCAAACAGAGAGUUGGAGUAUCACAGUUCAGAUCUCAGAAUGUUGAGGGUAUCUCCUGAGAUUGUGCCAGAGACUCUCAAACAUUUAUCAGGAGAUAUUUCCGAAGGAAGCAUAACUGAAAUUACUCAAUCCAACUUGAAGGCAGGCAUCACUACCACUUCUGGAGAUUCAGAUACUGGAUCUUACUUACCCUUGACCCCUGAGGACUUCCCUCAGUUGGUUGUAAGAUCUUCUGUGGAAAAUACUCUUCAUCUACAUACUGACAGCCUUAACAAACAGAUAUUGGCAGAUAGCCAUGUAACUGAAGAGGCACUAAAAGUUUUAGCUGUUUCUGAACUAGCUGACCAGAAGUCUGGGAUAUCAACACUACCCUCUAGUUCCUAUUCAUUAAUAGAGAAGCCCAGUAUUUUCUACCCACAGCCCUUGAGAGACAAUCUAACUGAAGGGCCUCUAACACUUUCAGCUGUUCCUGGACCUACUGACCAGAAGACCAACCUAUCCACAGUCCCUCCAAGUACCUACUUACUUGGAGAGAACCACAGUAUCUUCUACCAACAGACAUUGCCAGAUAGUGAUCAAACUGAAGAGGCUCCAAAAGUUUCAGCUGUUCUUGGUCCUGUUGACCAGAAGAGUGAGAAAACAACAGUACCUUCUAGUUCCUUUUCACACAGAGAGAGGCAACAGAUUGUUUUCUCUCAGCAACAACUGCCAGACAGUCAUCUAACUGAACAGGCUCUGAAAGUUUCAGCUGCUCCUGGAUCCACUGAGCAGAAAACAGGGAUACCAACAGUGUCCUCUACUUCUUACCCACAUAGAGAGAAGCCCAGUCUUUUCUACCAGCAAAAGUUGCCAGAGAGUCAUCUGCCUGAACAGUCUCAGCAAGCUGCAGCUGUUUCUGGAUUCAGUGGCCAGAAGACUGAGCUACCAACAGGAACCUCUACUUCUUUCUCACAUGGAGAGAAGGCCACUGUUUUCUACCAGCAAGAGCUGAGAGACAGUCAUCUACCCGAACAGUCUCAGCAAGCUGCAGCUGUUUCUGUAUUCACUGACCAGAAGACUGGGAUACCAACAGGAACCUCUACUUCUUUCUCACAUGGAGAGAAGGCCACUGUUUUCUACCAGCAGGAGCUGAGAGACAGUCAUCUACCCGAACAGUCUCAGCAAGCUGCAGCUGUUUCUGUAUUCACUGACCAGAAGACUGGGAUACCAACAGGAACUUCUGCUUCUUUCUCAUAUGGAGAGACACCCCUUAUUUUCCAGCAACAGACAUUGCCAGGAAGUCAUCUACCUGAACAGUCUCAGCAAGCUAUAGCUGCUUCUGGAUUCAGUGGCCAGAAGACUGAGCUACCAACAGGAACCUCUACUUCUUACUCACAUGGAGAGAAGGCCACUGUUUUCUAUCAACAGACAUUGCCAGGAAGUCAUCUCACUGAACAAGUUCUGAAAGUUUUAGCUGCUCCUGGAUCCACUGAGCAAAAAACAGCAAUAUCAACAGUGUCCUCUACUUCUUACCCACCUAGAGAGAAGCCCAGUCUUUUCUACCAGCAAAAGUUGCCAGAGAGUCAUCUACCUGAACAGUCUCAGCAAGCUGCAGCUGUUUCUGUAUUCACUGACCAGAAGACUGGGAUACCGAUAGGAACCUCUUCUUCUUUCUCACAUGGAGAGACACCCCUUAUUUUCCAGCAACAGACAUUGCCAGGAAGUCAUCUACCUGAACAGUCUCAGCAAGCUGUAGCUGCUUCUGGAUUCAGUGGCCAGAAGACUGAGCUACCAACAGGAACCUCUACUUCUUACUCACAUGGAGAGAAGGCCACUGUUUUCUAUCAACAGACAUUGCCAGGAAGUCAUCUCACUGAACAAGUUCUGAAAGUUUCAGCUGCUCCUGGAUCCACUGAGCAAAAAACAGCAAUAUCAACAGUGUCCUCUACUUCUUACCCACCUAGAGAGAAGCCCAGUCUUUUCUACCAGCAAAAGUUGCCAGAGAGUCAUCUACCUGAACAGUCUCAGCAAGCUGCAGCUGUUUCUGUAUUUGUUGACCAGAAGACUGGGAUACCAAUAGGAACCUCUUCUUCUUUCUCGCAUGGAGAGACACCCCUUAUUUUCCAGCAACAGACAUUGCCAGGAAGUCAUCUACCUGAACGGGCUCUAAAAGUUUCAGCUGCUCCUGGAUCCACUGAGCAGAAAACAGGGAUACCAACAGUGUCCUCUACUUCUUACCCACAUAGGGAGAAGCCCAGUCUUUUCUACCAGCAAAAGUUGCCAGAGAGUCAUCUACCUGAACAGUCUCAGCAAGCUGCAGCUGUUCCUGGAUUCAGUGGCCAGAAAACUGAGCUACCAACAGGAACCUCUACUUCUUUCUCACAUGGAGAGAAGGCCACUGUUUUCUAUCAACAGACAUUGCCAGGAAGUCAUCUCACUGAACAAGUUCUGAAAGUUUCAGCUCCUCCUGGACUUGCUGACCAAAGGAGUGGAAUACCAACAGUAUCUUCUACUUCUCACUCACAUACAGAGAAGCCCCAUAUUAUCUACCAACAGGAGUUGCCAGUUAGUCAUUUAACUAAAGAGGGUCAGGAAGUUUUAGCUGUCCCUGGACCAGCUCAACAGAAGACCGGGGAACCAGUAAUACCCUUUACUUCUUACUCUCAUAGAGAAAAGCCCUUUAUUUUCAACACACAGGGCUUACCAGACAGUCAUCUACCUGAAGACUCUCUAAAAGUUACAGCUGUUCCUGGACUAGCUGACCAGAAGGCUGGGUUGCCAUCAGAACCUUCAGGUUCCUACUCACAUAGAGAGAAGCCCAUUAUUUUUUAUCCAGAGGAUUUACCAGAUACUCAUCUCACUGAAGAGGCCCUGAAAGUUCCCAUCAUUCCUGGACCAGCUGACCAGAAGACUGGGAUAUCAACAGUACCCUCUACUUCCUAUCCACGUGGAGAGAAGCAUAUUUUUAUCUCGCCACAGGCCUUGCCAGACAGUCACCUACAUGAAGAGGCUCUAAAAGUUUUAACUGUUUCUGGACCAGCUGACCAGAAGACUGGGAUACCAUCAGAACCUUCUGGUUCCUACUCACAUAGAGAAAAGCCCAUUAUUUUCUACCCACAGGGGAGAUGGAGGGGCUUGACAGGGAGUCAUUUACCUGAAGAAGCUCUGAAAGUUACAGCUGUUCCUGGACCAGCUGACCAGAAGAUUGGGAUACCAUCAGAACCUUCUGGUUCCUACUCACAUAGAGAAAAGCCCAUUAUUUUCUACCCACAGGGUUUGACAGAGAGUCAUGUACCUGAAGAAGUUCUGAAAGUUACAGCUGUUCCUGGACCAGCUGACCAGAAGACUGGAAUACCAUCAGAACCUUCUGGUUCCUACUCACUUAGGGAAAAGCCCAUUAUUUUCUACCCACAGGGCUUGACAGGGAGUCAUGUACCUGAAGAAGCUCUGAAAGUUACAGCUGUUCCUGGACCAGGUGACCAGAAGACUGGAAUACCUACAAGUGCCUACUCAGAUGGGGGGAAGUCCAUUAAUUUUUACCAACAGGCCUUACCAGAUAGACAUAUCACAGAAGAGGCUCUGAAUGUUUCAGCUUCUCCUGAACCAGCUGAACAGAAGAUGGGGUUACCUACAGUAUCAUCUGCUUCCUACUCUCAAAGAGAGAAGCCCUUGAUUUUCUACCCACAGGACUUGCCAGAUAGUCAGCUGACUGAAGAGGCUUUGAAAAUUUCUGUUGUUCCUUUACCAGGUGACCAGAAUACCAGAAAACCAACAACAACUUCUUACUCACAUAGGGAAAAGCCUAUUAUUUCUUACCAACUGGAGUUGCCAGGUAGUCAUGUAACUGAAGAGGCUCUGAAAGGUUCAGGUGUUCCUGGAACAGCUGACCAGAAGACUGGGAUACCUACAGUACCAUCUAAUUCCUAUUCAUAUAUAGAGAAGCCCCUCAUUUCUUACAAGCAAGAUCUUACUCAGGAGGUUUUAAAAGUUUUAGGGGGUUCCAGACUAGCUGGCCAGAAAACUGGGAUACCAGUAGUAACCUCUACUACUUACUCUCAUGAAGAGAAGCCCAUCAUUUCUUAUCAGCAAGAGCUGCCAGAUCAUAAUGAAGAUGCUUUAAAACUUUUAGUAGUUUCUGGACCACCUGACCAGAAGACUGAUAUACAAAUUGUUCCCUCUUCUUCCUAUUCACAUAGAGAGGGCCCCAUCUCUUCUUAUCAGAAGGAGUUGCCGGAUAUUACUGAAGAAACUUUGGAAGUUUCAACUGUUGCUGGACCAACUGAACAGAAGACCGGAAUACCAAUAAUCCCCUCGGGUUCCCACUCAUACAGAGAAAAGGGUGGUACUUUUUACCAGCAUGAGUUGCCAGAUACUACUGAAGAAGCUUUAAAAGUUUUUGUUCUUCCUGUACCAGCUGGCCAAAAGACUGAGAUAUCAGCAGGACCCUCUAGUUCUUACUCCCCUAAAGAGAAACCCAAGAUUUCAACUGUAGUUUUACCAGAUGACCAGAAGACUGAGUUACCAACAGCUUCCUCUACUUCCUACUCACAUGGAGAGAAGCCCGAGAAUUUAACCGUGAUUGGAUCAGACAACCAGAAGACUCCAUUACUGACAGUUUUUCAUAAUUCUUAUUCUCGGAGAGUAAAGCCUAGUAUUUUCUUUAAACAGCAUUUGCCAAGUGGACAUCAUAGUGAAGAUAUUGUGAAGGCUUCUCCUGUCCCUGAACCAACUGACGUGAAUUCUGGGAUACCUACUUCUAGUUCCUAUUCAAACAGAGAGAAAUCUAAUAUUUUAUCUGCACAGGAAUUGCCAGAAAAACAUCUAACUGAAGAUGUACUGAAGGUGUCAACAAUUCUAGAACCAGAUAACCAGAAAACUGUGUUACCAACAGCUCCUCCUCGUUUUUUUUCAUACAGAGAAAAACCAAAUAGAUUCUAUCAACAGGAUUUGCCAGAUAGACAUCUAACUGAAGAGUCCCCAAAGUUCUCAAGUGGUCUUGGGCAAGCUGAUGAGAACACUGGGUUAUCAACGGGUCACUCUGGUACUUAUUCACAUAGUGAGAAGCACAAACUUGUUUCAGACCAUGUCCAAAGGCUAAUAGAUAAUUUGGAUUCUUCUCACUCUAGUAUUAUCUCCAACAAUAUGCCUUUAAGUUCUCAAGCUGAUUACAGAGUUGUAGUAAAUAAGACAGAACCUUCAGGUUUUGAAGAUGUCGGCUCUGAGGAAAUCCAGUAUACAGAUAAUAGUUCAAAAACUCUUAAACAGAUUCAGACACUUUUAAUGGAGGCUGAAAAUAUAGCACUGAAACGAUGCAAUUUUCCUGCUCCCCUUGUACCUUUCAGAGAUGUUAGUGAUAUUUCAUUUAUUCAAUCUAAGAAGGUUGUUUGCUUCAAAGAACCCUGUACACCUGAUGAAUCCAGUGUUGAUUUGCCUCCGAGAAAGCCAUUCACAGAGGAGAAUCCAAGCAGCAAGUACAUACAGAAGGAUACUAACACAGAGACGAACCUGAAAUGCCAGAGAGGUGUUGAAAAUUGGGAGUUUAUUAGUUCAACUGCAGUUAGAAGUCCUAUACAGGAAGCAGAAAGCAAAGCUAGAGUGGCAUUGGAUGAAACCCUUAGGCAAUAUAAAGCAGCCAAAUCUGUAAUGAGAUCUGAACCUGAAGGGUGUAGUGGAACCUUUGGAAAUAAAAUUCUUAUCCCUAUGAUGACUAUCAUAAAAAGCGAUUCAAGUAGUGACGCAAGUUCCUGCUCAUGGGACAGUAAUUCCUUAGAGUCAGUUUCUGAUGUUCUACUAAACUUAUUUCCACAUCCUUCACCAAAGACAAGCAUGACAGAUAGCAGAGAGGAAGAGUGUGUGUCAGAGAGUGAUGAUGGGGGUGGUAGUAGUGUAGAUUCACUGGCUGCACAUGUGAAAAACCUUCUGAAAUGUGAAUCCUCAUUGAAUCAUGCUAAACAAAUACUCAGAAAUGCAGAGGAAGAGGAAUGCCGGGUACGCGCACGAGCCUGGAAUCUGAAGUUUAAUAUGGCUCACAACUGUGGCUACUCCAUUUCAGAAUUAAAUGAAGAUGACAGGAGAAAAGUGGAAGAGAUCAAAGCAAAGUUGUUCUGUCAAGAUGACUUAUCCAAGGGUUUACAGAGUCCACGGGGAAUAGGAUGCAAGCCAGAAGCUGUAUGCAGUCAUGUUAUUAUUGAGAGCCAUGAAAAAGGGUGUUUCAGGACUCUCUCAGCCAAACAACCACAGCUGGACAGCCAUUCCUGUGUCUUCAGAUCAGCUGAACCCUUAGAAAUUAUCAGAAGACAACGGAGCCCAUUAUCAUGGAGACCCAGACACAUCAACUUUUCCAGAUCACUAGACCAGAGCAACCCCCACUUCAAAGUUUGUAAUUCCUUGCAGUUACAAAGUCAUUCCCCAUUUCAAAACUUUGCAGGUGAUGAAUUCAGAAUUAGCAAGGAUUUUCGAAUGCCAUUCCGUGAAAAGAUGGACCCCUGGCUGUCAGAAUUAGUAGAACCUAAUUGUUUGCCACCUGAAGAAAUGGAUUGUCAUUCUUCAUCACAAACGCUGCCCCCAGAAUCCAUGAAAAAGUUUACUUCCAUCACUUUUUCAUCUCACCGACAUUCUAAAUGUUUUUCAGAUUCCUCGGUUCUUAAGGUUGGUGUUACUGAAGAUACCCAGUGUACUGGAGCAUCUGUAGGGGUAUUUAAUUCUCAUUUCACUGAAGAGCAAAGUCCACCUAGAGAUCUAAAACAGAAAACUUCUUCCCCAUCAUUAUUGAAAAUCAUUAGUCAUUCACCAGAUAAAGCUGUGACUAUUUUAGCAGAAAGUAGUAGCCAAGGCCAAAAACUAUCUGUUGAACAUUCCCACCAAGAGAAACUUUUAGAAAACUCAGAUUUUAAAGGCAGUCAUUCCGAGCCCAGUACAAAUUGUAGCAAAUUCAAAGAAGUUCAUUUCUCUGAUAAGCAUACUCUCAUUAGCAUGGGCAGACCAAGUUCCACACUAGGAGUAAAAGAGAAGAAUGUAACUUUAACUCCAAAUCCUCCUUCACAUAUAUUUCUUGAACAACAAGAGCUCUUUGAACAAAGCAAAGCCCCACACGCAGAUCACUGUGUUAAGAAACACCAGUCUCCUCCUCCUCAGCAUCAGCAUUAUGUGGUUCCAAACCUUCCUUGUCACAUUUUUCUUGAAAAACGAGAACUCUUGGAACAAAGCAAAACCCCACAUGUAGUCCAUCAGAUGAGAGAACACUACUCUCCCCUUCCUCAAGGUGAGGAUUAUGUAGCUUCAGACCUUCCUUCUUCCAUUUUUCUUGAACAACGUCAGCUCCUUGAACAAAGCAAAGCCCCAGAUAUAGAUCACCACAUUAAAAAACAAUAUUCCCCUCUUCCUCAAGGUCAGGAUUGUGUAGUAGAAAACAAUGGUCAACAUAAGCCUAAAUCACACAUUUCUAACAUAAAUGUUGAAACUAAGGUCAAUAGUAUGGUCUCCCAAUCAGCCUCAAAUCAACGUACAAUAAUAAUAUCUCCAUCUACUCCACCUUCAAAUAGAAAAGCACUUUCUUGUGUGCGUAUAACUAUUUCUCCUAAGACUGAUAGCAGAUCCUUAGAUAAAAAAUUUUUUUCAUUGGAUCCUGCUUCUAAAACAAAGAUGAAUAGUGAGUUUAAUCCUGACCUACAGACUAUAUCUGCAAGAUCAUUGGGACCAACCUCCAAAUUACUGACCAGUAAACCUGGACCACAUGAUCAAGAAUCUUUAGGUUUUCUAGGACCUAAAUCUUCACCGGACUUUCAAGUCAAGCAGUCUCUUCCAGAUGGUAAUACUGUUCCUAAGGACUUAAAAAACAUACCUUUUCAGAAUAGCCACAUAGUAACAUCAAGGCAAACACAAGUGAAUUUUUCAGAUUUGGAAGAAUAUUCCAGUCCAGAAGGGACUUCAAUAUCUGCAGAUCGAUCACUGGAGAAGAUUAAACCCUCAUCUUCUGCCUUCUCUGGAAAAUUGUCAUCUGAUGCAGUCACACAGAUUACAACAGAAAGUCCAGGAAAAGCUAUGUUUUCAUCUGAGAUUUUUAUUAAUAGUGAAGAUCAUGGACAUGAAAUUUCAAAGCCCAGUUCCCAGAAGCUGGGCAAAGUUCCUGUCAGGUUCACUUCAUCAUCUUCAGUCCAACAGACCACUAUUCCUGAUGGCACAGAUGGAGCCCAGCCUUCACUGUUGCCGUAUAAACCCUCUGGCAGUACAAAGAUGUACUAUGUUCCACACUUAAGUCAAAUUCCUUCAUCUCUGGAUUCUACAUCAGCCACCACCAUUGAGAGCUCACACUCAGGAUCCAAUGAUGCCAUUGCUCCACACUUCCCAGCUCAGGUGCUAGGCACCAGAGAUGAUGACGUAGCACUUCCUGUUAAUAUUAAACAUAAAGAGGGGAUCUACAGUAAGAGGGCAGCGACCAAGGCAUCCUCAUUGGCAGGGCAAAAACCUUUUCGGAAAGAUAAUGCAGAUGCCCAAGUUCAAGUUCUUAUCAGUGAAGAUGAGAACCUCUCAGACAAAAACAAGAAAAAGGAGAUCUGCAAUAAAAAGGCAGUGACUAAGCCUGCCCAAUCUGAAGAAAUAGACUUGCAGAAAGACACUUCAGAUUCCAGUGAUGCUGUUGCUGCAAAGCUCUCGUCUCAACGACAGGACACAAAGAUUCAAAGGCUGCCAGACACUAAAGCCAUUAAACAGAAAGAGGAGAUCCAUAGUAAGAGGAAAUUUCCUAAGGAAGCUUGGACAGAAGAUAAAGAAUCCUUGCAGAUAAAUAUUGAAGAGUCCAGAUGUCAUUCAGAAUUUGAAAAUACUACCCAUUCUGUAUUCAGGUCAGCCAAGUUUUACUUUCAUCAUCCAGUGCACCUGCCAAGUGAUCAAGACUUUUGCCACGAAUCUUUAGGGAGAAGUGUUUUCAUGAGGCAUUCUUGGAAAGAUUUCUUUCAGCAUCAUCCAGACAAACAACAUACUUGUCUACCUCCCUCAUCUCAAAAUGAGGAAAAGACAAAGACAAAAACCAGAAUAGAGAGUGUCAGUAUCAAUGUAAAUUUGGAAAACAAAGAAGUGAUGCAUCCUACUAAAAGUCAGGCUAGCGAUUAUGCAAAGUGUGACAAACAGAUUAGUGAUCAAAAAAAGGAUCUUCCAGUCACCCCAGAGCCCACAGCUGAGCACAUUACAAGUUUGAAUGAACUGUGGAACAAGUAUCAGGAGCGACAGAAGCAGCAGAAACCUCCAGGGUUCAGUGAUAGGAAAGAAGUAUCCUUAGUGGAGCGACUUGACCGUUUGGCUAAAUUGCUUCAGCAUCCCAUCACACAUUCUCUUCAGCCCUUAGACAGUACACAGGAUGACAGCAGAGAGCAACAAGAUGCUAAAGAGUGGAGGGGUAGACAGCAACAACAGAAAAACAAGCUUCAGAAAAAGAAGCGGUAUAAAAGCUUGGAGAAAUGCUAUAAAAACAUAGGAGAUCUUAAAAAAAGCAAGGUGCUCUCUACUCAUCAAGCUGGAGGUUCAAAUCAGAUUAAAAUUGAACAGGUUAAAUUUGAUAAGUAUAUUCUGAGAAAACAGCCAGAUUUUCAUUAUAUAAAUAGCACUUCUUCAGAUUCUAGACCAUCAGAGGACAGUGAGCUGCUCACAGAUACUGCCACCAACAUCCUUUCCACCACCACCUCUCCUGUGGAAUCAGAUAUAUUGACCCAAACAGAUAAAGAAAUGAUUUUGCAUGAGAGGAGCAGCUCUGCUUCCACCAUUGACACUGCCCGAUUGAUCCAGGCUUUUGGCCAUGAAAGAGUUUGUUUGUCACCCAGGCGAAUUAAAUUAUACAGCAGCAUCACUGACCAUCAGAGGAGAUACAUUGAGAAGCGGAGCAAGAACAAGAAGAAAGCACUGAGUACAAGUUAUCCCCAAGUGACUUCUGAACACACCAGAAGGAAACGCAUCCAGGUGACAAACCAUAUGAUUUCUUCUGACUCUAUUUCAUCUUCUACUGGUAGUUUCUGGAGCUCGAACUCUACCCUUUGCAACAAGCAAAAUGUACAUAUGUUAAAUAAGGGAGUACAAGCAGGUAACUUGGAGAUUGUGAAUGGUGUCAGAAAACACACUCGAGAUGUUGGGGUGAUUUUCCCAACGCCAAGUUCUAGCGAGGUUAGAGUGGAAGAGGACAGUGAUGUGACUACUUGGUCAGAAGAAAAAAUAGAAGAAAAAAGGCUCGUUACCAGUUAUCUUGGGGACAAAAAGUUGAGGAAGAACAAGCAGAGUUGCUCUGAAGGAGUUUCAUGGUUUGUUCCUGUGGAAAAUGUGAAGUCUGGUCCUAAGAAGGAAAACCUGCUCAAGCAUCAUGGCCCUGGUAUCUCCUGGUUUGCACCAGUAACCAACGUGAAACCCUGGAGGGAACCGCUGCGGGAACAGAACUGGCAGCGUCAGCACACAGACAGCCACGGGUCAGUAGCAGGCCCAGGCAGAAGUCCUCUGAAGCCAUUUGUGAAAGCAACUUUACAGGAAUCACUUCAGCUUCACAGACCUGACUUCAUCUCCCGCUCUGGGGAGCGAAUAAAACGCCUGAAGUUAAUAGUCCAGGAGAGAAAGCUGCAGAACAUGUUUCAGAGUGAGCGGGAGGCACUGUUCAACACUGUGAGAGAAUGGCAGGGCCACCGGGACCCCAUGCGCCCGCUCCCUAAGAGAGGUUUCCUGGCUGCCCAGAAGGGCAGGCCUAUUGGAAAGAAGGAAAUGAUUCAGAGGUCUAAACGGAUGUAUGAGCAGCUCCCAGAGGUACAGAAAAAGAGAGAAGAGGAGAAGAGGAGACUGGAACAUAAGUCAUAUCGUUUGCGAGCCCAGCUGUAUAAAAAGAAAGUGACCAACCAACUCUUGGGAAGAAAAGUUCCCUGGGACUGACAUAAAGUUAUUUUCUUCAGAGCCUUGGAAUUUUAUUUUAUCAACUCAAAGCACAUUCCUUACUUUUUAUGAGUCUGGUUUAAUAAAACGAACUCCUUGUCCAUGUGUAACUUAGUGACCUUUUAGUCUGCGGCAGAGUGGUGAUUAUUAAUGGUUGGGAGCAGUACUCUCUCUACAGUGGCCUUGUCCACAGGGAUGUUUGUUAUAACGAUAUUAUCUCUUAAUUUCAGCCAAGAGUUACUCCCUUUUUGUCUGUUUUUAUACUUUUAGAAAAUAAAUAACUUCUUAUUGACUCAUCAUAAA
Messenger RNA from Artibeus jamaicensis (Jamaican fruit-eating bat), 14109 nucleotides. RefSeq names its product ALMS1 centrosome and basal body associated protein (gene ALMS1). Gene Ontology annotation, biological process: regulation of centriole replication. The record is from RefSeq and is a predicted model, not a curated record. Bases 82 to 13806 code for a protein of 4574 amino acids. Gene Ontology annotation, cellular component: cytosol; centriole; centrosome. Lineage: Eukaryota; Metazoa; Chordata; Mammalia; Chiroptera; Phyllostomidae. The transcript has 26 exons.